Messenger RNA from Fusarium sp. VM40, 369 nucleotides. The record is from the annotation of a GenBank genome assembly. Lineage: Eukaryota; Fungi; Ascomycota; Sordariomycetes; Hypocreales; Nectriaceae.
AUGUCGUUACCCAGUGUAUGGCUCUCAAAUGGAGACACGCAGGGUAUUUACGACGAUGUUUUUCACGCCGUCGUGGACAAAACCAAACAGUCAGUUGUUGGGCAUGGUAUUGAUGCCGUUACAUCUAUGGAACCUGUCACUACGUCAUGCGCCCUGAAGAAGGUCACGGCACAGGUGGAGGAUGCGGUAGCAAAGGGCGCCAAAAUUGCUCUUGGCGAGGGUAACGUCUUCCAAAGCGCGACUUACUCCGAGGGCAGUGGCGACGGCAGAGGCGUGGGUGGUUACUUUAUGGCGCCUACGAUGCUCAUCGAUAUGAACCAUGAUCCUCAAUCAAGAAGAGGCAUUCGCUCCAGUCUGUGGCAUUUUUAA